This is a messenger RNA of Xenia sp. Carnegie-2017, 933 nucleotides long. RefSeq names its product periodic tryptophan protein 1 homolog. NCBI's taxonomy places the organism in Eukaryota, Metazoa, Cnidaria, Anthozoa, Malacalcyonacea, Xeniidae. The record is from RefSeq and is a predicted model, not a curated record. Gene Ontology annotation, cellular component: nucleus. The coding region runs from base 176 to 601 and encodes 141 amino acids. The transcript is spliced from 5 exons. Gene Ontology annotation, biological process: rRNA processing.
ACACGUGAAGAAUGGAAGAAUGACAAUAUGGCGCAUAUGGUUCAGAAAAAUAGAAGCAAGUGUAUAAAGACUUUUUACGUAAAUGUUGUUCCAAAUAUACUUCUCACGUGCAUGCCAAGAGAAAAGUUGAGUUUUAACAGAUUUUGAAAGCGCGAGAAACUGAUUUGAGAGGGAAAUGCCGUCAAUGGUGACAUGUAUUACAUGGUUCAGCCGUGGUGUGGCCAAAACUGUGCCAGAUAAGGUUGAACUAUCACAGGGAGAAUUGGAGCAGCUUAUUAAUGAGACAAUAGACAAAAUAAAAGCAAAAGAAGGUGAUGAAUACAAUGAAGACAAGCUGAACACAGAAAUAUCCAACUUACAGUACCGUGAUCAAGAACAGUCUGAUAACUCUGACAAUGAGGAAAAUACCAUCCUUCAAGAAUACGAUUUUGAUAAUUAUGAUGACGAAGGAGAAGGUGUUGUCCUGACAGGUGCAGGAAUGGCUGGACUGACGUACUUUCUGAAUAAUGACGAUGAUCCAUACAUCACUCUUAAAAACUCGGUCUAUGCUGGGAAAUAUACGAUCCACACAGCCAUCUACUUACUGAUAAGACAUCGUUAAAAUUAAUUAUGAUAGAGUUAUAUUUGGUCUACUUUUCUGUCUACCUUUGUGUCAUUGGAUACUAUCAAUUUCUUACACGACCUAAUAAUCAAUUACAUUGUAAUCGAUUACACGAUUACAUUAAACGAUAUAAACUUUUUCAAAUUUUGCUCAUGUCGUCUUCUAUGAGAAAAAUACAUUUCAAGUAUCGUAUAUGUCGUCUACUAAGAGAAAAAAACUUUUUCAAUGUCUUUUAUGUCAUAAUUUUUAAGAAAAUGUUUUAAAGUUUUAUUAUAGUUCUGUGAGAAAGGUCAAAAUAAAUUGUACGACGAAAUGAGAGACGAAACUCAAAA